Molecule: messenger RNA, 4319 nt
Organism: Eriocheir sinensis (Chinese mitten crab)
Lineage: Eukaryota; Metazoa; Arthropoda; Malacostraca; Decapoda; Varunidae
Product: roundabout homolog 2-like
Exons: 4
Coding region: 377-3691 (1104 amino acids)
Molecular function (GO): protein binding
Source: RefSeq, a predicted model, not a curated record
CACAGGGCCAGUCGAGCUGCCGCGGUCAGUGCGAGGCCAGGCAACCAGGAGGGAAGACGUGCGUGCGUGCGUGAGUGCGCGCUCUUCACUUCCACCAACUUCCUACAGCAGCCGUCGCUCUUCAGUGUUUGUUGAGAAGGCAGAAAAAAAAGUGCUUCAGUUCUCAAGAGGAAAACUUCCAUCACGCACUGACACACGCGAGGGAGGAAAAAAAGUGAUACAGAAAAGAAAAUACGUUUUAAUAUUCAGUGAGGAGGGAAAAUAGUGAGGCUUGAAGUGUUGUGAGGCCCCAGCAUGAGCGAGAGGCUGCCGCGGCGGCCAGGAGCAGUGCGCUAGCCAGCCACCCAGAGCCAGCACGCCCCAGGAGAGGAGCGAGAUGCAGGCGGCGCUGACGGUGGUGACGACGGCGGUCCUCCUGCUGGGAACUCCUGGACAGAGCGGCGCCUCGGCAGAUGGCCCGCCUGUGCUGCGGGAGCACCCGAGCAGCGUGGUGGUGCGCCGUAACGAACCCGUCACCCUCAACUGCGCCGCCUCGGGGGACGCAAGAAUUAGGUGGUUUCGUGACGGCGAGGAGGUGACCACCUCGCCACAGGACCCUCGCGCCCACCGCGUGCUGCUGCCCGCCGGCUCCCUCUUCUUCCUCCGCGUCACCGCCACCAGGAGGGAGAGCGACGCUGGCACCUACUGGUGCGUCGCCUCCAACAGAUACGGCGCCACGCGCUCCCGCAACGCCACCCUCACCGUGGCCACGCUGUCCUCCGAGUUCCAGAGCGUGCCGGAGCCCGCGGUGAAGGCCCGAGUCGGCGACUCCGUCAGCCUGCCCUGCCGGCCCCCCCGGGGCACUCCGCGGCCGGAGGUCACCUGGCUGAGGGACGGCCGCCAGGUGAGCGACUCGAGCCGCGUCCGGGUCACGGAGGACGGCGACCUGGUCAUCAGCCAGGCCGUGGAGAAGGACUCGGCGGUGUACGUGUGUCGCGCCCGCAACGCCGCCGGCAGCCGUGAGGCCCCGGCCACGACGCUGUCCGUCAUGACGCCGCCCUGGUUCGAGGAGCGGCCGGCCAACGUGACGGCGGCGUCGGGCGUGGUGGUGGAGCUGGCGUGCCGGGCGCGGGGAUCGCCGUCGCCCAAGGUCACGUGGCGGCGGCUGGACGGCAAGAUGCCGCUGGGGCGCGCCACGCUGGAGGAGCAGCGGCUGGUGCUGCAGGAGGUGGCGGCCGCGGACUCAGGCGUGUACAUGUGCGAGGCGGAGAGCGAGGCUGGCCGGGCCGCCGCGCGCGCCACGCUCACCGUCGUCGACGCCCCGGAGCUGACGCAGCGGCCACAGCACCUUCAGGUGAUGGCGGGCGAGGACGCGAGCGUCUCGUGCCGCGUGGAAGGUGAGCCUCGCCCGAUGGUGGUGUGGCGGCUGCCCACGUUGGACAGGACCGCCCUCCUUGCCCCCGGCCAGAGCAGCGGCCGCGCCUCCGUCAGCGAGGACGGGCACACGCUGCUGCUGCGCCAGACGGCCACCGAGGACAGCGGCACCUACUACUGCUGGGGCGUGAGCACUGGCGGCGGCGUGAGUGCCUGGGCGGAGGUGGUGGUGGUGCUGGCGCUGCCCCCGCCUGUGGUGGGCGUUGGGCCACAGGACCAGAAAGUGGCCCCUGGAGGCGUGGCGACCUUCCGCUGUGAGGUGGUGAGCGAGGCGGCCGAGGCGCGGGUCACCUGGCACUACCGGCCGGCCGCCCACCUGCCGGCACGCCCCCUCUCGCAGGGCGACGCCGCCCCCGAUCCCCGCCUGUCGCUUCCCGACAACGGCGCCCUCAUCAUCAAGGACGUGCGCCCGGAGGACGCCGGCAUCUACAGCUGCCACGUGGAGGCGUCGACAGGCAGCGUGGAGCAGAGCGCGGCGCUGCGCGUGUCAGAGGACGCGGGGGACGCCGAGCCGCUGCCACUGCUACCGGCGCCGCCCACCAAGCCGCGAGUGGUCGACGUGAACGGGACGGCGGUGCGGCUGAGUUGGCUGCCCAACUCGCAGGAGGGCGGCGAGUGGGCGCAGUGGUACUCGGUGGAGUACUGGCGGCGGGGCUGGUCGGAGUGGCGCGUGGCUGACGCCGUCACCACGCAGGAGUCGUGCGUCGUGGACCAGCUCGCCCCCGGACACACCUACACCUUCCUGGUGCGCGCCGUCAGCAGUCGUGGCGCCUCCUUCCCGAGCCCCUGGUCGGACCCGGUGACGGCGAGGCCGCGCCGCGAGUCUGGCCUCGACGCAGACCAGGUGCGUCAGGCCCGCCGCCGCCUCGGCCGACCCGUCCUCACCCUCAGCGGCGCCACGGCCACCGCGCCGGACAGCGUGUUGCUCACCUGGGAGUUCCUGGCCCCGAGCGAGGGCGCGGUGGAGGGCGUGCUAGUGUACUCGGUGGCAGAGGGCAACGGCGGCGGCGUGCAGGUGGCCACCGUGCUGGGCGCCGCCUCCUCCUCCUCCUCCCACGCGGUGCACGGCCUGCAGCCCUUCACACCCUACACCUUCUUCGUGGUGCCUUUCUGGCGCAGCGUCGAGGGCACGCCAUCCAACUCCUACUCCCUCACCACCCCCGAGGACGUGCCGCUGGAGGCGCCCGGCGACGUGCGCGUGGCUCACCGCGAUGAGGGCUCCGUCCUCAUCCAGUGGUCGGCCGUGGAGGGCGCAGCGGUCCGCGGGCGGCUGCUGGGCUACCGCGUGACGCUGAGCCACAACGGCAGCCACAGCACGCAGACGGUGGCCUCGCCCUGGCUGGAGGCGACCGGCUUGCAGCCCGGCCGCCUCUACACCGUGCGGGUGGCGGCGCUCACCAAGGCGGGGGCGGGGCCGUCCAGCGACCCCGUGCUGCUGGACACCCGCAGCCUCGAGGAGGCGCAGAAGGCUGGUGACGGUGGAGGGGGCUCGGUGCUGUACGCACCGCCCCAGCCCGCCUGGCUGGUUUACCUGCUGGUUCCCCUGGUGGUGGUGCUGUUCCUAGCCACGGUGCUGUACGUGAGAAGGCUGCGGCACAAGGCGCCGCCCUCCAACCCGCCUCACGCCCCCUCCCUGUACCAGGACCCGUCCCUCUGCCCCGACCACCACUCCGUCAACAUGUACAGCGAGCACAAGCUGUGGCGGCCCUCGGAGAGCGACAAAGACUCCAGCCUGUCCUCGACCCGCCUCCUGCGGCCCGACCAGCUGAACAACGAGUACGCGGAGCCGCGCGUGCAGCGGCCCAACGAGGCCACGGAGCCCUACGCCACCACGGCCCUGCUGGCGCCGCCCUCGCCCCACCUCAAGCAGGGCACGCCCUGGCGCCACCACAGCGACGACUCCGGCGUGCAGGUCAACUGGGCCGCCAUCCUGCCACCGCCCCCGACAUGCCCACCUCCUCCAGAUCUCGAUUUGGGUGACCCAUCGACUAAUAGCCCAUACAAGGGCACUCGAAAAGCUUCAUCACAGUACGACAAUAUGGGCGGCUCAGAGCAGUACGAGUGGCCCUGUGACGGAGCCUCAGAACACACCUAUGACGUGUACACGCAGGUGGCGCCGUGUAACCCUCGUGAGGGUCUCCUUACCUUCAGCACCCUGCAAGGACGAGGAGCAGGUGGUAGCAGUGCCGGAGCUGGAGUCGGUGCCACUGGAAGGAGAGUGCGUGUAGAUUGUCACCUUGUUCGGCCCGUUGAGCCUCCCCGCAGCAACACACACUAGAGAUGUUGUGAUGAGCCUCCGGCGGGACCUGAGGAUACAAGUGAUACUAAAGAUACGUGAUAUGGAUAACUUCGGUGCUGAGAGCAGCGGGUGUCAGCCUCUGGAACACCCUCGUGGUGUGGUGCUCCCGGCGGGACUCGGUGCUUCCACUCAGUCAGGAAGGCGCCGAGACGCUGCCGCUCUUCGUGGUGCCCCGUCCUGCCCCUCCGGACUCCUGAGGGGCCGUGACCUCUUUCCUCACUCUCCCCAAGCUUGCCAUUAUCACACCCUAACCAGAUCUUUCACGAUAAAAGAAAGCCUAUAAGCUCUAGGACACUAUAGUCACCGUACCACCCAAAGAGGAAGUCCUCCGCACCACGCCCUCAUCCAGUGAGAGUGAGACCCCAGCCUGCAAGCCGUUCCCUCCAUGCCCUAGUGAAUGAGAAGAGCCCCACGCCAGCGAGACGCCCUAGUUAGGCUUCACCGCCUCAGUAGUGCACACCCACCGUCUGCCCUCCCGCCACACUGUGAUAGCUCCCAUCCUACCCCCCAGCUCCCCUUCUUCCCCGCGCCCCGCAUCGCUAGUCACUUGUAUAUAUGUACAUACCAGAUUAUUUUUGUAUUAAAAUAUUCCUCUUUGCUGUUGAAA